AGCUAUUGCAACUCCCCGUUGAAUCUUGAGCUAUUGUGUCUAUAGUAUUCACAGAGAGCGGAUAUCGCUAUUACCACUUACGUCAUAAAACUACGCCGCUCAGAACGUGAAGACUUACUUUUCUGACUUGCCGUGAUCCGAUAUUUUCGGUUAUUCGAUCGACUAGGUCAGGAAAGCGUAGAGGGCUGGAGACUCGAUGCUGCGAGAUGUCCAGAGAGUCGGACAAAGCAGAGGAACUCUCCUCAUCUACUCUAGGAUCAGAGCAGCGGAGGUUGUCGAGUGGCGGAAACACGACGACGACAGAGAAGGAAUCGAUAGAUGAGCCCAUAUCGCCCGCAGCCGAGUCCCCGCCCCCAGUCGACGCAAGGGAUGAGAAAGAGGUGCAAGAUGGCGGCGCUCUAGAUGCUGUGCGGUCCGUAACCUCAUCCAUGCGGUCCCGGCACGCGAACCCCGUUCCGAAAGAAAGCCGUAGAGGUCUAUUGCCGUGGCUCUCGCUCACCCCGGAGGUCGACAACCCUACUCACUACAACAACAGCCUGAAAUGGGUGUUGACGCUGUUCGUCGCCAUCGCUGCCUCAGCUGCGCCGAUGGGUUCAUCAAUACUUUACCCUUCCCUCGAGGAGAUCGCGGGAGAGUUCCACGUCUCAGCAACAGUGGUGAACUUGUCAGUAGCCGUAUAUCUGAUAUCCAUGUCCGUGUUCCCGCUAUGGUGGUCUUCGUUCUCCGAGACGCUGGGCCGUCGGAGCAUCUACCUAGUUUCGUUCGCGCUGAACGUUAUCUUCACGGCGGCGAGUGGCGUGAGCCAGAACAUCGCGCAACUGAUCGUCUUCCGCACUUUCGCAGGUGGUGCAGCGGCAUCCGUGCAAGCUGUGGGCGCAGGCACCAUCGCCGACCUCUGGGAGUCGCGCGAGCGCGGUAGGGCCAUGGGGCUGUUCUAUCUCGGCCCUCUUUGCGGUCCUCUCCUUGCGCCCAUUAUAGGCGGCGCCCUCACUUCUAGUUACGGCUGGCGAAGCACGAUGUACUUCCUCGCCGUGUAUGGCGCUGUAAUCUUCGCAUUGAUCUUAUUCGGCAUUCCAGAGACGCUGCCGCGCCAUUUACAAGAGCAAAAAGCUGCGGCGGCCGCAGCGGCGACCUCGGAAGAUGCGAACACGACCCUCUCUCGCGUCUCGACUCGGCGAUCCGCCGUUCACGCUCGCACGAAGACAGUAGGAUUGUGGAUGAAGCGGGUGUUCGUCGAUCCGCUAUCUAUCCUGAAGCUCAUGCGUUUCCCAGCCGUCGCGCUUACCGUUGGGUAUGCCGCUAUCACGUUUGGUUCAUUGUUCGUGCUCAACAUCUGCGUCGAAUCCGGCUUCUCGGCACCGCCGUAUAACUUCUCGGCCCUGAUCACCGGCCUUCUGUAUAUUCCGAGUUCGGUUGGGUACGUCAUUGCAUCACUUCUAGGCGGGCCGUGGCUAGAUCGCAUCAUGGAGCGGUCGGCGCGUAAGGCCGGCCGGUACGAUGCACGCGGGCGUCUCAUCUAUUACCCCGAAGACCGUGUGCGCGAAAAUGCAUGGAUUUCCUCAACGCUGUACCCCGGCGCGCUCAUCUGGUUCGGCUGGACUCUUCAGACUCAGCAACACUGGAUUGUGCCAAGCGUCGCGAAUUUCUUCUUUGGCGUCGGCAGCAUGCUUGUCUUUAGCAUGGCCACCACCAUGCUUACAGAAUUCAUGCCGAAACGGGCAAGUUCUGGCGUGGCCCUCAAUAACUUCGUGCGAAACAUUCUCAGCGCGACAGGCACGGUCGUCACGCGGCCCCUGGUCGAGGCUAUUGGCUUUGGGUGGUUGACUACUGCCGUGGCACUCAUCGCCUGGAUCGGAGGCAGUAUAGCUUUGUUUCUUAUUAGACGUAACAGUCAGAAAUGGCGAAGGGAAAUGAACGAGAAGAUGAGCUGA
Xylaria bambusicola is the source of this 1931-nucleotide messenger RNA. RefSeq names its product major facilitator superfamily domain-containing protein. Bases 207 to 1931 code for a protein of 574 amino acids. Gene Ontology annotation, biological process: intracellular polyamine homeostasis; transmembrane transport. The record is from RefSeq and is a predicted model, not a curated record. The transcript has 2 exons. Gene Ontology annotation, molecular function: polyamine transmembrane transporter activity. Lineage: Eukaryota; Fungi; Ascomycota; Sordariomycetes; Xylariales; Xylariaceae.